GCCUAUCGCCCGCAGUCAUGGAAAAGUUGUACACUACUAAAAGACACAUGCACCCACUUACACCCACAUCCACCUGCAGCACCGCAUAUCUCCGUCCUCCGCCAGACGCGGCUGCACCCAAUUAGACUCUCCCCCGUCGACGCCCGCACGACUCGGCCACAGCCCGCGCGCAAAACGCUGAGGACCAACACCUGCGCGUCGCACCGCUGUUUGCAAUACCCCAUACCGCGCAUUGCGUGCUGACAUAGACAACAUGGAUCUCGUCAACUCCUUGAACGACCGACUUCUCUUUGCGGUCCCCAAGAAGGGCCGUCUUCACCAGGUGUGCCUCGACCUCCUCCACGGCUCCGACAUCCAGUUCCACCGCCACUCGCGCCUGGACAUUGCGCUCGUCAAGAACCUCCCUCUCGCCCUCGUCUUCCUGCCCGCUGCCGACAUCCCCACCUUUGUCGGCGAGGGCCGCGUCGACAUUGGCAUCACGGGCCGCGACCAGGUCGAGGAGCACGAGUGCGGCGUGCCGCCCACAGCCACGACCGGCGUCGUCGAAGUGCUGGACCUCGACUUUGGAAAAUGCAGUCUGCAAGUCCAGGUCCCGCAAAAGGGUGACCUGGCCAAGCCCGAAGACCUCAUCGGCAAGAACGUCGUGACCAGCUUCACGAACCUGGCCGAGCGGUACUUCAGAGAGCUCGAGGCGAAGCAGAGCGGCGCCACCAACGGAGACGCCAAGGAUGCGAAGCUCAAGACCAACAUUAAGUAUGUGGGUGGCAGUGUCGAGGCGGCGUGCGCGCUGGGCGUUGCGGAUGGAAUCGUGGAUCUCGUCGAGUCGGGCGAGACAAUGCGGGCCGCGGGCCUCAAGGCGAUUAGCACAGUGGUCUCGUCCAGCGCGAUCCUGAUCAAGUCGAAGCACCCCUCAGACCCCAAGCUGGUUGAUCUGAUCACAGCGAGGAUAAAGGGUGUCAUCACCGCGCAAAAAUACGUCCUCUGCUCGUACAACAUUGAGCGCUCGAAGCUCGACAUCGCCAAGCAGAUUACGCCAGGCAAUCGCGCGCCGACCGUCACGUCGCUGGAGGAGAGCGGCUGGGUCGCCAUCUCCGUCAUGGUGCAGCGCAAGCAGAUUGCCGUGGUCAUGGACAAGCUGACCGAGGCGGGCGCUUGCGAUAUCCUGGUCACCAAGAUUGAGAACUCGAGAACCCACGACUAGAUGGCCUCUGUGGGAAAGAGAAUAGAGCAAGUAGAGGCAGAUGAGGUAGAGGGAAAUAUGCAAUGGACAUGUGGUAUAUCCAGCUUUGGAAGUACAGCCUAUGGGUAUCCAGCUUUGGAAGUACAGCCUAUGGGCAUCCAACUUUGGAAGUACAGCCUAUUUGGAAGUACAGUCUAUUUGAAAGUACAGCCUAUUUGGAAGUACAGUCUAUUUGAAAGUACAGCCUAUUUGAAAGUACAGCCUAUUUGAAAGUACAGCCUAUGGGU
Didymella exigua CBS 183.55 is the source of this 1467-nucleotide messenger RNA. Its product is annotated as ATP phosphoribosyltransferase. Lineage: Eukaryota; Fungi; Ascomycota; Dothideomycetes; Pleosporales; Didymellaceae. Gene Ontology annotation, cellular component: cytoplasm. The transcript has 4 exons. Gene Ontology annotation, biological process: L-histidine biosynthetic process. The record is from RefSeq and is a predicted model, not a curated record. Bases 254 to 1201 code for a protein of 315 amino acids. Gene Ontology annotation, molecular function: ATP phosphoribosyltransferase activity; magnesium ion binding.